AUGUGUACUUUCAACUGCAACAACGAACUUGCCUUGUUGAUUCCAGUUACCUAUACGCCCUCGUGUCUAUGCCCUCAUGGAAUAGCUGGUGAUUUCUGUGAACUGGAUCCAUGUGGUAUUUUGGACUGCAAUAAUGGCACAUGCCUAAUUGAGCCAGUUUCUUAUAAUGUCUCCUGUGUUUGUCCGCGUGGUAUAUUUGGUGAAUUCUGUGAAAUAGAUUCAUGCAGUACUAUAAACUGUAACAACGGAACUUGCGUUGUUGAUCCUGAUUUAUUCGAUCCUUUCUGCGUCUGUCCUCAAGGUGAAUUCGGUGACAUGUGUGAUACGAACCCUUGCAGUACUAUCAACUGUAACAACGGAACUUGCGUUGUUGAUCCUGAUUCAUUCGACCCUUUCUGCAUCUGUCCUCAAGGUGAAUUCGGUGACAUGUGCGAUAUGAACCCAUGCAGUACUAUCAACUGUAACAACGGAACUUGCGUUGUUGAUCCUGAUUCAUUCGACCCUGUCUGCAUCUGUCUUCCAGGUGAAUUCGGUGACAUGUGCGAUAUGAACCCAUGUGGUACUUUUAACUGCAACAACGGAACUUGCCUUGUUGAUCCAGUUACCUAUACGCCCUCGUGUCUAUGCUCUCAUGGAAUAGCUGGUAAUUUCUGUGAACUGGAUCCAUGUGGUAUUUUGGACUGCAAUAAUGGCACAUGCCUAAUUGAGCGCAUUUCUUAUAAUGUCUCCUGUGUUUGUCCGCUGGUAAUAUUGGUGAAUUCUGUGAAAUAG
Priapulus caudatus is the source of this 771-nucleotide messenger RNA. RefSeq names its product delta and Notch-like epidermal growth factor-related receptor. The record is from RefSeq and is a predicted model, not a curated record. Lineage: Eukaryota; Metazoa; Priapulida; Priapulimorpha; Priapulimorphida; Priapulidae. The transcript has 2 exons. The coding region runs from base 1 to 771 and encodes 256 amino acids.